Harmonia axyridis is the source of this 1529-nucleotide messenger RNA. Its product is annotated as SPRY domain-containing SOCS box protein 3. NCBI's taxonomy places the organism in Eukaryota, Metazoa, Arthropoda, Insecta, Coleoptera, Coccinellidae. The transcript is spliced from 4 exons. The record is from RefSeq and is a predicted model, not a curated record. Gene Ontology annotation, cellular component: SCF ubiquitin ligase complex. The coding region runs from base 204 to 1250 and encodes 348 amino acids. Gene Ontology annotation, biological process: proteasome-mediated ubiquitin-dependent protein catabolic process. Gene Ontology annotation, molecular function: protein binding.
AGAAGUAGUAGUUCAGUCAAUAGCUAGUCAAUAGAUCACUUGCAGUCUGUUAUGAUUGUGUUUUUAUAACCAUAGACUACAUUGUCAUAACAUAAGUCUGUGAGCUAAGGUAGUAGAAAGAUUUGUGUUGUGUUAGUUUUUUUGAAUUCUGUUCAUAUUUUUCUUCUUAAUUGUAAACAAACUAGUUGAAACAUUCUAAUAAAAUGGCAAUAAGAACUGUUCCAUACAAUGAAUCUAUUCACUGCUCGGAAAAAUGUUUGUCGAAGUUUCUAAACGGUAAACUUGAAUGUGAUUGCGGCAACGAUAUACGAAUAUAUGAGUGGUUUUGGGAAAAAGAUGAAGGUGAAACCAAUUUCCAACUAGAUCCAAAAAAUUUUAUUGUCACUUUUCAUCCGGUUUACAGUUCUGGCACCUCCGUUGUGCGAGGUAACAAACCUUUCCAACAAAAUAUGCAUUAUUACUGGGAAAUGAAGAUGAUAUCAAAGUUAUAUGGGACUGAUGUGAUGAUAGGAAUAGGUACAAAGGAAGGAUUUCAAAAUUUUACAAAUUACAGAUUCAGGUUUUGUAGUAUGCUGGGAUUAGAUAAUCAAACAUGGGGUUAUUCUUAUCAUGGUAAAAUCCAGCAUGACAAGUUAACACGGAUAUAUGGGGAAGGUUUUGGUUUAUCUUCCAAAGUGGGUGUUCAUUUGGAUAUGUGCACUGGAAAGUUAGAAUAUUACCUUAAUAGAAAACCACUUGGUGUUGCAUUCAGUGGCUUGAAAAAGAAAGAAUUGUAUCCUAUGGCAUGUGCUACUGCCGCUCAAUCUUCUAUGAAGCUAAUUUGUGCUGUAUCACAAGAACAAACCCUGCAAAUGUUAUGUCUCCAAUGUGUUCAUCAGAAUUCGUAUCUCUAUGAAAAAUAUUCUUCUAUUCCUGGUCUUUGUAAGAUAUAUAGACAGAAGUAUUUUUGGAUGACUCCUAAAAUAUCUACUUCAAUACCUACCAAAGAACAAGAAGAAGAAGAGUUAUAUUUUUUGGCUUUGAACAACAAUUCUGCAAAAAGGAAACAAGAAGCGAAUUAUCUUGUUACACCAAAGUCGAACAAGAAAUCCUCAACUGAAUUUUGUUCAUCCAGGGAGCCCAAUUUGUCCUCCAAUUCUAAUAGAGCAUCACCUCUCAGAAUGGAUUUACAACAUGUGCCAAACGAUAGUUUAUUGAGAUUCCUAUCUCAAGGAACACUUGAUCAUUCAGAUGAUUUGGACAGUCCUUGAUUGUUUAUUGUGAAUUUGUUGGUUGCAAAUUUUGUUUGAACUGUUGAAUAAUUGAAUUCCGAUUGAAAAUCAUUUCACUUAUUGAUGAUCUCAGAGAAAAAGUGUGCUAUGGAAAUAUUUGUAUCCCUGUUUUAAAAGUGCUAUUCUGCAAUUAACUUGUUUUUUUUUUAUUGAAUUCACAUAUUUAUUUUAUUUAAGUUUGAAAUGUUUAUGUAUAUUAAUUAAGUGUAUUAGGUAAAAAUAAAUUGUUUUUUAAUACAAUAUAUUAAUAAUACUUUA